AAAGAAUUCUGGACACUGUAGUUUGCCCUUCAAAGAGUUAAACUCAGCAACCCUUAAGAGACCAGAAAUCCCAGAAUUCUUUGAGGGAAAGAAGGUACUUCCAAUGUGGUUGUGUGUGGGGAAUGUGAUCUGCUUGUGUGAUGGGACUGCAGUCAUCCACAUCCCUUCGAUCUUCUCUGAAAGGAUGGGGGAACCUCCAGAACAGAUUCCUCGUGUAACUUACCCAUGUUCUCCUUCAGAGUGGAGAACGUUCCAGCCUGUGGUCACCUUUGUCCAGCCCAGAAUAGUUGAGCAGCCUGAUGCAGCUAGCUUGAAGAAGCAAUGCCCGUAUCGGAAGAAGCUGGAAAAGCAGAAGAAAAAGGCCCUGAAGAAAAGGUCUGACUUUUCCCUCUCCAAGUAUGUCAAGUUAGCGAGGAUUAAAGAGAAAGAGAACUUCACUGAGAAGGAAAAUUUGAAUCCAGAAAGGCUCAAGGCUCUCAUAAACUAUUUAGAUUCUCCCGUGGAACUUGAGCAACUCUAUGCAGCUCAGGCCCUUGGACAACUCGGGGUUGCUGAGGAAUCUGUCACAUCUGCACUUUUUAAUACUUUCCAGGAAUGCAACAGCUUGCCUUUGCAGUAUGAAGCAGCCCGGUCGCUGGCUUUGCUAGGUUGCCUAGAUACCUCUGUAGUGAAAAUGCUAAUUAGACACCUAAAGGAUGCGAGUCUGAAUCGGAGAGAAGAUACACUGAGUGCGCUGAAGGUAUCCCUGCAGGCAUGGUCAAUGACACCUGAACUUGAGUGGUAUUGGAUAGGUGCCCGGUCCAGUUUAAUCCGAAAUCUGCGACGGUUGGUGAACCUGCAAGAUCCCAUGGACAGCGUGUCAUUCGACGCAGCCCUUUGCUUAGGGUACCUGGACAAGUAUAAUCCAAUCGCACAAGAGACCAUGUUCAUGUGCUUGUCCCAGGACGACUAUCAGAGGAAAAUUCAGGCUUUGGUCAUGCUGGUAAAGCAAAUGGCCAUAGUGGACCCUGUAGUUAUCAAAACUGUUAUUGACCAGCUUCAGCGUUCUCCUUUGUACAAGCAUCGCGUUGACGCUGCAAGACUGCUGGCCACCAUAGGGCUCGAAAUCAUCCAAGAGGAAGGCUUGGAGGAGGAAGUGUUCAAUGUGCUUCUGGAGAAGUUGUCUGAGGAACCUUUUCUGGUUGUGAGGCAGGCUGUUGCCUCAACUGUUGAAGAACUGAACAUAAAGAAGCGAGUCUGGGACAUAGUGGAGAAGCAGCUAAGGGAUGACAAAGAUGAGAUCCGAAAGAAGGCUGUGAUUGCAUUAGGUGUCCUUGGCAUUCGCAAUAAGAGUUUGUUCUUUGCCAUGUUGGAAAUGCUGGAGCUAGACACCUGUGAGGAUGUCCGCAUACAGGUUGUCAGGGCAUUUUCCACUCUGGGGAUGGACAACAUGCAUGUGAGGAAGAGCCUUGUGAAGAAAGCACAGACACAAGGGAUUCUCGCCAGAGAAUGUUCCAAAGCCUUGGAGUCACUUGAUAAGGUCUCUGAUGCCCAGAAAGAGUAUAUGCUCCAAUCCUUCAAAAUCUACUGAGACGACUUCUUUCUUUUUGGAUUGCGAGAGCAGAAUCAAGGCAAGGCAGACGGAAUAAAACAUCGCCUCUGGUUUUCCAGUGGCAAAGUGUGUGAGAAUAUAUCUGAGCAGGCCUAUUCACAGAGCGCAUUUCUUCAGCACUUGUGGGCAUCUCAUGAGUUAAGCUGAUGGCAGAUUUUCAGAUGGUUACCUAUCACCCAACUGGACUUUCUAUAAUAUUUUCCUUUUGACUACCAGAACUCCUGCCCAAGGUCCUUUGUUGAUUUCCAAGCUUCUCCGUGUCAAACUUUGCUGUGUAGCCACAAGAAGCAGAAAUGCGUUUCUUUUUAAACGGGAGAGCCUAUAAUUAAUGCUGCAGAUUCAAGUUCUAGGAUACAGAUUAUUGUUAUUGUUUUAUUCUCAGUUUUCUGAACAGCUGAUUGAACAAUGUCCUCUGGGUGGCAUACAGAAGGCGAUCAAAUACAAAAACGCAUUUGGGUCAGUUAAAUAACCUCAAUACAAAU
Molecule: messenger RNA, 2073 nt
Organism: Podarcis muralis (Common wall lizard)
Lineage: Eukaryota; Metazoa; Chordata; Lepidosauria; Squamata; Lacertidae
Source: RefSeq, a predicted model, not a curated record